Molecule: messenger RNA, 10006 nt
Organism: Coregonus sp. 'balchen'
Lineage: Eukaryota; Metazoa; Chordata; Actinopteri; Salmoniformes; Salmonidae
Source: the annotation of a GenBank genome assembly
CAGUCGCCCUUCCUCAUGGAGAUUAUGUUCUUGCGAUCACAACACGUCACAUGACCAGAGUCACCCUGGCAGUUAUUAAAUGCACUCGAACAUGUUGAACAUCUCUCAGUUCGUUCUCUCUAGCUACGGUUGUUGCUGAGCUGACAGCAAUACUUAUCUGCCAACAAAACCGUCCGCUCUGAACUGCAGUCGAUUCCGUCUCUUAUUUGUUUAGCUAGCCAGUUUUAGCUACGUUUUCAUUGUUGUGGAUCUUGUUAGCAAAUUACUUGGAGAUUUUCUUGUUUGGUAAACGUUUGUAAACAAUCGAAUUUGUAAGAUCAGCUGAUCUUCACACAAAGCAUCUUUCUGCGGUUGAUCAGAAGAACCCAAACAAACUCAGGAUGACUACCAACGCUCAGCAGGCGAAGAGUUGCCCCAUCCCUACCCGGGUUCUCACCCUGAAAGACUGGUCUCAGCUCCCCGACUGCUACAGUCAGACUCCCGGGGGUACUCUCUUCUCCACAACGCCCGGAGGUAAGAGCACGGAGCCGGAUGUUUGUUUAUGAUCAACCAUGCACCACGCUCAACACGUUUUGUACCAGGGAUAAUUUAUCUAACGUUAGUGUCUUAGUAAAUAUAAUAUAUUAUGGUUUCACCAACAUUAGCCAGCUAUUUUUUUUAUAGUUUGAAAACGAACGUUAUAUUGUGGGAUUAGGGGAUCUAAACUAGCUAGCUACUUGUCGAAGGUUGUGCACGAAAUAACACGUUCACGUUCUUUAAAGCUGUUUUGAAAGGUACAUUUACCUACCCAAAUCUUGCAACCACUCAUCGUUACUCAACCCUCAGUUUCCAGUUUAUUUGUGUCGUACAUAAUACAUGCGCAAAUGAGUGCCACGCGCUUGUUAGUUAGCUGGCUAAAACUAGUCUAGCUAUCUGUGUCUGACUUGCAGCGUAGUGUUCUGUCUUUCAGUUUGACUUGCAGCGUACUGUGUUGUGUAUCUGUUUGACUUGCAGCGUAGUGUUCUGUCUGUCAGUUUGACUUGCAGCAUACAGCGUUUAUGUUGGAAAUUGUGUAUAAUAUGCUUGCUAUGUGAUAUUUUAAAUGCUAAUGCAAAUUUAAUCAAUGCAUCUUCAAAAAAAGUGUUCAAAUUAUUGCCUCCAGUCUUUUUAAUACAGAGGUCACUCUUCCUUUACUGGAAAAGCUUUAUUCUUAUUGACAGACGAAAAUAAAAAAUGCAUUUUUAAGUGAUGUGGAAAAAAACAAGGUUUACUUGUUCAACCUCAUGGCUGCUUACGUGCAGUCUGUGCAGAGCAAUCUGGUGGUGAGAUUCGGUACUGUCUGUUUACCACACACACAGCUCAGACCUGUCCAAACUCGCUGACAAGAGAGCUGGCUGCUGCAAUUCACAUUCACAACAACACCCACGUAAAGUGUUAUGUUGGGUACCAAUUCACAAUUAACUUUGACUGGGCCAAAUUAAACUUUAGCUUACAUAUGUUUUGUUAGUUGGGAUGUAAGUGAAGUAGUCAUAGUGAUGGGUGUUAUGGUUGUCAAAUUUGGCACAACAUUCUGGACAGAAAAAUACUUGUGAAAAAGCAGAUUGUUGGACAACAAGCUCCUCUUGACCUAUGGGUGGGCGGUGCCAGAUUCAGGGUGAUGAUUGGGAAGAAGAGAGGGAGACAUCCCCUCUGUGCGCCCCCGCAGCUGCCCUGGUGCAUUUCAGGAAUACUGUAGGAACAUUGUGUUCCAGCCAAGUGGAGAGGGAGGGAGGGAUCAGAGGGGGGAGGGAUUGGGAAGCAUAAAUGGAGUGCAACGAGGCCUUUCUAAGAAUGGAUGAAGUGAGGGCACGAGGGAGGGAGUGGUGGAAUGUGUGAUUUGGCUGAGGAGGCCAGAAAACAGUGUGGUUUCAGGUCCUCUAUGGAUACUUCAUGUCCCUUAUGUGUUGUGGAAGGCAUGGCCAGACCAGAACAACUUAGUUAUGAGCUUUAAGGGGUUAUAACAUGGAUAUAACAGCUCUGUUACUGUCGUUACAGUGGUUAUUGGUGGUUCUUCAUUGAUGCCUUACAACCAAUGGCCUAGAGUAGUUUUACAUGAUGCUUCUAUAACCAGAAGUAAAGUUUAUGCAACUAACUGCUGAUGUGAGCACAACAAGCACAUGGUAUGGAGAGACUCUUCCGGUCCCCCGCCCAAUCAUGUAACAUCUCCUCUCCCUGUUGUAAUGUGAUGAGGGGAGGGAGGGGGAUGUCCCAUUGCCACAAACAGAGUGAGUAGCAUUACAAGGGACGUGGUACGUUUCCUGUGAACAAAGAGAUUGGCCACAGAGCUGGGCUUGGCUGGGCCUCUGCUGCAUAACUCAUGGCCAGGGUACUAUAGCUUAGCUGCUGGCUGGCCUGCUCUCUCUGCAUAGCUUCUGCCUGAAUUCCUGCCCCAAUGUUCCCUCGUGCGCACGCACACACUCCUUCCCCUCCGCUCCCCUUUUGUUCAGGACAGGGUGCUCAACAGGCAGAGGUUGCAUAGUGUGUGUGUGUGUGUAAAUAGAAGUGAUUAAGUGCAGAACAGUUGUAACUCCAGCAUGCUGUACUAAUACUAAAUACUGCACGGCACCACUCCCUGUCCUCUCCAUGUAACCCUGUCCAGGGAAAACUUCACUAGUAGACACCACAACAUUGGAUGAUUCACAUCUAACAGCUGUUUAUGAAAUGUUCUGGAAGGCAGCCUGCUAAUUAGUUUAUCUAGUACACAGUGGUUCAGGUCAAACUUCAGUUCAUCAGCAUGAUAUUCAUAUUCAGUAUGAUAUAUCUAACGGUUGUUUAUCAAUGUUCUGUUGCAAUUCAGGGAAUCAUCAGUCUCUCAGCUGGUCCUCUGUAGCUCAGCUGGUAGAGCACGGCGCUUGUAACGCCAAGGUAGUGGGUUCGAUCCCCGGGACCACCCAUACACAAAAAUGUAUGCACGCAUGACUGUAAGUCGCUUUGGAUAAAAGCGUCUGCUAAAUGGCAUAUUAUUAUAUUAUAUUAUAUUAUAACCUGUCAGAGCCCAGUUGUUGGGAUUAUGGUUCAUUGUUUAGCUAGCUAGCUACAUGUCUAAACAAAAGACUCCACUAUGCAAGUAACCAUUUCAAUAGAAUGUUCAUGAUGUCAAUGCGACAACUGUCGAUAGACGUAGCUGGUAAAUUCGCUCUGGCUAUCUACUUCGAUUUCAGAGCAGUCUCGUCUGAGUGUGCCAGAGUUCAGAAUAACUGACACAUUUACGAACGCUCAACACCAGUUGAAUAUGGCCGGUGUCAGUAAACGUUGGGGAAAAAGUGUAAUUAAAUUGUUGCCAGCAGCACAGUUGCAGUCACCAACGCUCUGGAUAACAUAAAAACAGCCUAACCAGCUCUGCUAGGGCGAAUAUAAUGGUCAGAGUGAGGUGUUCUCUCAUUUGUGUCUAGAAGUAGCUAGCCAACAUUAGCCAGUUAGCUUGGGUGCUUGACUGCUGUUGUUAGGUCAGAACACUCAAAUCGACCAUACUCCUCGGCCAGAGUGUCCAGUGUGCGCUCUGAACGCUUUCGUCUGUCAACAAACAGACAAUCUGACAACGCUCUGAGUUUACGAACUGACAAUCUGACAACGCUCUGAGUUUACGAACGGACAAUCUGACAAUGCUCUGAGUUUACGAACAGACAAUCUGACAACGCUCUGAGUUUACGAACAGACAAUCUGACAACGCUCUGAGUUUACGAACAGACAAUCUGACAACGCUCUGAAUUUACGAACAGACAAUCUGACAACGCUCUGAGUUUACGAACAGACAAUCUGACAACGCUCUGAGUUUACGAACAGACAAUCUGACAACGCUCUGAGUUUACGAACAGACAAUCUGACAACGCUCUGAGUUUACGAACAGACAAUCUGACAACGCUCUGAGUUUACGAACAGACAAUCUGACAACGCUCUGAGUUUACGAACAGACAAUCUGACAACGCUCUGAGUUUACGAACGGCCAAUCUGACAACGCUCUGAGUUUACGAACGUGCAGAAAACCCUCUGGCACUCCAGAUUACAUUUACGAACCCACCCGUAGUAUAAACCAGCCUUUAGUCUCCACCCGUAGUAUAAACCAGCCUUUAGUCUCCACCCGUAGUAUAAACCAGCCUUUAGUCUCCACCCGUAGUAUAAACCAGCCUUUAGUCUUCACCCGUAGUAUAAACCAGCCUUUAGUCUCCACCCGUAGUAUAAACCAGCCUUUAGUCUUCACCCGUAGUAUAAACCAGCCUUUAGUCUCCACCCGUAGUAUAAACCAGCCUUUAGUCUUCACCCGUAGUAUAAACCAGCCUUUAGUCUCCACCCGUAGUAUAAACCAGCUUUUAGUCUUGAAAUCUUUGGUUGUUUAGUACAUGGCCUCACAUGUGAAUCCUUAAAGAGAUGGGUGGGGCUAAAGUUUAAGAGGGUGUGAACAAUGCUGAAUGGGUGUAGACAAAGAAGAGCUCUCCAGUAUGUGUACCAAAACAUUCAAGGGCCAUUUUCUCAAAAGUGAUUUUACAAUUUUAUAAACUUUCAAAGCAGAAUUACUUUCCCAUUGUUCCUCAACUGUAGUGUAUGAUAUACAAAUUUCUAGCUCUGAGUCAUUACUUUUAUCCAGUGUAAAAAAACACAAUUUCAAAUUUUGCUACAUAAGAUCGAGCCAGUCGGUCACCUAUGCCUAAGAGUCUAGGGGAGGAGAAGAUGACAUUUGGUUCCACAACAACCAAGGUGUUUGACUCAACAUACCCCAUUCCUGAGGCUGCCUGGUUGAGGGGAGGUUAUCAGCACAGGACGUCUGGUCAGCCCACCUAAGCAAACAGAAUGUAGGGGAAACUCUGCUGGUGACUACAGUACACAUCUGAAGUGUACUACACGGUGCAGGCUACACAGAGUUAUAAUAAUAAUAAUAUGCCAUUUAGCAGACGCUUUUAUCCAAAGCGACUUACAGUCAUGCGUGCAUACAUUUUUUGUGUAUAGAGUUAUGUGUGUUUGGUUCUGGUCUGCCUUCUGUCACCACUUCCUGGUUCUAGGAUAAUGUGUUGCUGUGCUCCACUUUCCUAGAACGGACUAACUACUGCCAACCCACCGACCACCCCUCUUCUCUUCUCCCCCUCCCUCUCUCCCUCUCCCCGGGCUGAAAACAGGGUGUGUGUGUUUAGUAUGCGUCGACCAGCCCUGACCCUGAGGCCAGGGAGGGGUGACUCUCAGUUCCUUCCAGAUACAUUCCUCCCUCUGUCCUGUCAGGGACUUACUACUCUCUUGUAUUUGUGCGGUUUUGACAUCAAACUAUUCAUGGCCGGUUUUCAAGGACCAGAUUAGAUAAAUCAGGAACUAAAUCAUCCAUUUUGUAGACUGCUUAAUGUUGUUGUGUUCACAACUAGUCUAACAGACUUUAUGGUACAUGAGUCAAUUUACACUGGUUUUACUACACUGCUUUGGUCAACAUGGUGUAGCUCCCUUCACUGGCAAGUCAACUGACCCUGCCCCCCCCCCCCCCCCCCCCAAUCUCUGACAGGAACACGCAUUAUCUACGACAGGAAGUUCCUCCUGGACUGUCGGAACUCUCCCAUCGCCCGUACCCCCCCCUGCUGCCUGCCCCAGAUCCCUGGGGUGACGGUGCCCGCUCUGCACCCUCUGGGCAAACUACAGGAGCUAAAAGAGGAGCUGGAGGAGGAGGAGGAGAAGGACCUGGCAGGUAGGAAUAUACACACACCAAACACACUAGACAUGUUACUGUAUAUAAACACAUACACACAUCCUGUACAGACAUGUGCACACUGACAUAAACUUGCAUAUGAACACGUACACACACACACACACACACACACACACACACACACACACACACACACAGAGGUCAAAGAGGACAUGGUAGGUACAAACUGGUAUAACCUGCUGCUAGCUCUACCCUACCUUUUUUAUUUCCAUUCAACCAGCUAUAUGAUAAUGUUGACAUGUACCUGGCUUUAUGUGCUUUGUCAUUAUGGAUCCUAGUGUUGCCUGCUAUCCAUGCACAUUGUUGCCAAUUUAUUCCCUUUUUUGUGAAAUGUAGGAUAACUUUCUGCAUGUACAGUAGUGUACAGUGUAACCUUGUUAAAUAUUCUUACCAGACGUGUGUGUAUGCAGUUUCAACAUCUAUGUGUUAUUGUGCAAAACUCUUGACACCAUUUCUAGCCUGGUUGUUUGAAGAAGUGGGUGAGGGGGAGUAGAAGGCCAGAGCAGCAUUAUCACUUGCUGUUAUUCCUGUCUGUCUGUCAGGCAUUAUCCCCUGCUGUUAUUCCUGUCUGUCAAGCAUUAUCACCUGCUGUUAUUCCUGUCUGUCUGUCGGUCAAGCAUUAUCACCUGCUGUUAUUCCUGUCUGUCAAGCAUUAUCACCUGCUGUUAUUCCUGUCUGUCAAGCAUUAUCACCUGCUGUUAUUCCUGUCUGUCCGUCAAGCAUUAUCACCUGCUGUUAUUCCUGUCUGUCGGUCAAGCAUUAUCACCUGCUGUUAUUCCUGUCUGUGUGUCAAUCAUAAUCACCUUCUGUUAUUCCGGUCUGUCAAGCAUUAUCACCUGCUGUUAUUCCUGUCUGUCAAGCAUUAUCACCUGCUGUUAUUCCUGUCUGUAAGGCAUUAUCACCUGCUGUUAUUCCUGUCUGUCUAUCAGGUAUUAUCACCUGCUGUUAUUCCCGUCUGUCAAGCAUUAUCACCUGCUGUUAUUCCUGUCUGUCUGUCAAGCAUUAUCACCUGCUGUUAUUCCUGUCUGUCUGUCAAGCAUUAUCACCUGCUGUUAUUCCUGUCUGUCUGUCAAGCAUUAUCACCUGCUGUUAUUCCUGUCUGUCUGUCAGGUAUUAUCACCUGCUGUUAUUCCUGUCUGUCAAGCAUUAUCACCUGCUGUUAUUCCUGUCUGUCAAGCAUUAUCACCUGCUGUUAUUCCUGUCUGUCUGUCAAGCAUUAUCACCUGCUGUUAUUCCUGUCUGUCUGUCGGUCAAGCAUUAUCACCUGCUGUUAUUCCUGUCUGUGUGUUGAGUGUUUGUGGAACGUUACUAGGCCUUAGCCUCUUGACAGUACUGUGAGACUAGGACUCCUUGGACCAAAGUCAUGUAAUAGGCCUACCUAAUACUAGUCUGUCAGGACCUAGACUUCCAAGUCCUGGGCCCUGUUCAUUUACUAUAGAAAAAUGCUUUCUUCCUAGAAGUAGCCUAAUCACACCAACGUGAAGUUCAUAGGAGCAUGUCAAAUUGGCUGUCAAAUGAAAGCUGAGUCUAUGUUUUUCAGAAAUUAAGGCAUAUAUACACCUUUCAAAAAAUGUCCAUCCUAAAAAUAAGGAAUAAGCAAAGGCUUUGAUUUCUGGUCAGAUGGAAAAGGCAUCUUAGAAAAUAUCUACCAUUUUAAAAGAAGUCUUAGGGUAUUAGAAAUGCCUCAGAACACAGUGUUGAAGUAAAGACUCCUGCCAACUAAUAUCAACACUUAUAUUUAGUUUUGGAUAAAAAAAAUUAUGCCUGCAGUAAGUUUAGGAGACAUUGCCUUGGAUCUUGAAAUUCCGUUAUCAAAAACCCAGAUCUUUAAGAUAUUUUCAAAUUUCCCCCAUGAGGAGGGAGGAUAAUGAAAGUUCACAAAAGGUAGACCUAUCAAUUAGUUAUACUGUUUUUACUGAUAUCAAGUUUGUUUAUGAAUUAUUAAGUGAUUAAAACUUAAUUCUGUUACCAAAUUUGAGAAAAAUUGGUAACAGAAUUUCUGCAAUUGAAUUGGUUAUAAUGGGAAAUUAUAGUAGUUCCAAAGAACAGUUGGGUUCACAAGUUUGAGUACAGUAAAGAAAAGUGGCGUAUAGUUCAGUACAGAUUUGAUCUUUAGGGGCAGAGCUCCUAAAGUUAGAAUGUAGAAUAAUAACCAAAUAUGCAAAAGAGGAGAUUGCAUAUUUAUACCUUUUUGUACCUCUUCAGGAUACAUCCCCAUGAAGAGCAUGACAUUUAUAUCCAUAAUUAUGCAUUUCUGUGUAGUACAGAUCAGGGACUCAUGAUGUAAUUUCGUUACCGCAAUUCCGUUAAGGGGUGUAAAUCCACUUCACUUAAUGUAGUUCAAUAACUCAAUGUCUCAUGUCAUAGCUGACACCCCAUUCUUUCUGCAGACAUUGUUGAAUCUUAAUUCGGAGCAGAUAUUUAAGAGUUUUUGGAAAAUGUGGGCACAAACUGAGGGAGAUUUUACUGAAAUUCUGUUACCAAACUUUGCAUCUGCACAGUUCUUCCAGCAAAUGUGUUUUUAUAAAAUGUUCAGUUUAAAUUGUUAAAAGUAGCCCUUGUGCAUAGAGUUGUAUGGUACGUUAAACUUGAAAUCAAUGGAUUGUGUUUGGCAUACAUUUUAAGUGAAAAAUCGGAGGCUCAAAGCAUUUCCCUUACCGUGGAAUUGCCAAUAGAACAUUGUGUAAUGUUCUCCUAUCCAAAACUGCCACUAUCUCUGUGUAUCUUAUCUGUUUCUUGGCUGUAGAUAUCUCUACGUAUCAGCUGGCUAUCGGUGUCAUAGUGCACGGUUUUGUUUUGGCGGCUGAAGACACACACUGUACUAUGAUAGUGAGCUGCAGGCUAGUUGCACGCAGUGUCGUUAAUUAUCAGGUUGGUUAUCUGUGCUGAGUGUGUUGAGGUCAGAUCAGAACAGGGACACUAGAUAAACAGUUAAAUAGAGCUUGUUGUUUCAACAGCAGAGCGGGAGUGGCCUGGUGUGGUCAGAGGUUUGACUGAAGAAAAGGCACACCAGCCACUAUCUCUUUCUUUCUCUCUGACCCCUCUCUUUCUGUCCAUCUCUAGCUCUCUCCCAUCUCUCUGCGCUCUCUGUCGCUCUCUGUCCCCCCUCUCUCUGUGAGGCUAAAGAUGAUGGAGAUGAAAGAUGACCUCCUUUCUCUCCCCUCUACUUGGCCAACAGACAGGGGGGUUAAGAGGAGGGGAAGGGUGUAUUGGGUUAGGGGAUUGUGUGUCUGCUCUGGGAGAUUUGUUGUCUCUCCUGUCUGGAGUUGACAAAAACACCACAUUGAUAAGAAGGAUGAACAACACUGUCACUCCCCCCGUCAAUACGUUAUUAUGGGUGUGGUUAGGACUUAGUGGACUGAUACAAGGAACGACUGAUUUGUUAAUGUCCGUCUCUUCUCUCUCCUCUCUCUCUCUCUCUCUCCUUCUCUCUGUCUCUCUCCAUCUAGAUGACAGCCAGUUUGAGAUGGACAUCUGAGCAGCAGCUCAUUGCCUCCUGUGGAGAGAGCUGUUGUAUCUUCUGUUCUGACGUCUGACUGGUCCUUUACGACCAGCAUGCGUCACAUAUUCACCUUCUUCAACUAUCUUUAAAAAAAACUUUUUGUUGAGGAAACUCCCCAAAAGAAAAAGAGAAUGGGGGUAUGUUGAGUUAGAAAACAAUGAAUCACCGCUGUAUAAAGCACAGAAUGCUUCAAUGGUUGCAGAUUCCUGUUUGAGCUGCAGGGUUGGAAGAAGCAAUGUGUUUGUUGGACAGUUUUUGAUUUGUACAUAAGUCUACCGUACUUUUUAUUUUUUUUUAAAGGAGGGAAAUGUUCGAUUUUACAUUAAACAUACAGGGACGGCAGGAUUGGUCAUGAAGGCAGAGUUGCUGCGUUGUUUUUUAAAACUAAUACUCCCAUUUUGGAGUGGCUGCUGGGCCUAUGAGGGGUCACCCUGUCUGAGCCUGGCAUAAGGUUAAAGGUCAGAGGUUGGGGGUGACUGUUAGACAGGCUCCUCCAUGCGUCUGCCUGUGGAGGAGGAAUUGAAAUGUAUUAAAAUUCAAAAUAAAAUAAAGACAAAACCUAAACUUGAGUUCCGUCAUGUUCUUAUUUGUUGUUGGUGCCUCAUUCUUCCUCAUGUGAUUCCUAUUUUCAAACUAUGCCAGAAAGCCAUGUGUACAUACAGCAAGUUUACCAUGUCAUUACUUACUUAUAUAUGCACACACACACAAAACGAAAUAAUCUGGCUUGCUCUCUUACAUCAAAUGAUUUAUCGCCAAACAUGUAAUUGAGAUUGCUGUUAUGAAAUAAAGAAAUACUCUACUUGCUA